AUGGCUACCUUCCCCGUGAUCACCGUCUGCACCGUCGGACAACUUGGCUUCUGGAAGUCGUCCCUCGAAGAAAUCAAGGAGACGUACCCACUCAUCCGCGCCAAUGCACCUCGUCGCUCUCCCACCUUUCUCCCGCCACCCCUACCCGUGAAGGAGAAGGUGGACGAAAUUUACCGCUUCCAGUGGGCCGUCGACGAGUGCAUCGUCUUCCUCCGCGAGUACGCCACUAAUGGAGAGGAACUGAUGGUGCUGCGAGUCAUCGAGUGGCUAGCUGCAGCUCAGCGCAACGACACCGGCCGUAUCCAGCGAGCAAUUUGGACUAUCGACCCCGACCGCUUCCGCCGAGAGAUGCGGGAGGGCCAUACUCAUGGUAGCAGCGGACAGGCUAUUCAGGGCCCUGAUGGUGGUUCCAACGCUGGUGGUGAUGCUGGCGGCAAUGUCGGUGGCAACUGA
Fusarium oxysporum Fo47 is the source of this 453-nucleotide messenger RNA. RefSeq lists its product as uncharacterized. Lineage: Eukaryota; Fungi; Ascomycota; Sordariomycetes; Hypocreales; Nectriaceae. The coding region runs from base 1 to 453 and encodes 150 amino acids. The transcript has a single exon. The record is from RefSeq and is a predicted model, not a curated record.